AUGCAGCCAACGAGGUUAGCGAUGGCGGCCACCCGCGGCCAGAAGCCCAACAUCACCGGCUUCGACAUGAGAGCCUUCAAGGAGGCGGCCGGCCAGCCCAGAUACGACCCUUGGGAGAGAGCAGAGUCCUGGAGAUACAAGGGCCCCUUCACGCGAUUCAACCGGUUCAAGGGAUCCUUCCCCGGCCUCGGCAUCGCGACCGUCGCCUUUGCGGGCUACUGCGCCUACGAGUACUUCUUCUUGACCGACGACCACCACCACGGCGACGCCCACGGAAAGGACCACCACUAG
Molecule: messenger RNA, 291 nt
Organism: Colletotrichum lupini
Lineage: Eukaryota; Fungi; Ascomycota; Sordariomycetes; Glomerellales; Glomerellaceae
Product: NADH-ubiquinone oxidoreductase B12 subunit family protein
Exons: 3
Coding region: 1-291 (96 amino acids)
Biological process (GO): electron transport chain; mitochondrial respiratory chain complex I assembly
Cellular component (GO): mitochondrion
Source: RefSeq, a predicted model, not a curated record